Aspergillus homomorphus CBS 101889 is the source of this 738-nucleotide messenger RNA. RefSeq lists its product as uncharacterized. The record is from RefSeq and is a predicted model, not a curated record. The coding region runs from base 1 to 738 and encodes 245 amino acids. Lineage: Eukaryota; Fungi; Ascomycota; Eurotiomycetes; Eurotiales; Aspergillaceae. The transcript has a single exon.
AUGGAUGAUUCACCACUGAGAUCUAAGAGCCUCUCGCCUCCCACACAGCUCUCUUCCCCACAAAGAGAUCUGGUGCGCCAGGUCCUUCCUGAUAUUGAAGAACUACGCGACUAUAACAACAUCAACCGAUGGCUCGACGACGUCCAAUCAGCCCUGAUGCAAUGGGAUCUGCUAGAAUACAUUGACCCUACCGCUCCGAGACCAGACCAUGACGAUGAAGACUAUGAGCAAUGGAAGCAACAGGCCAAAUUGAUCUUUUGCUGGCUGUACCUUCACACCUCACCUACCAUCUGCGAAGAUCCUAUUUUCAUCCGUCGUCGCCCACGAUUUCCUGAAGAUCUCAUCGAAACUGUCAAGGAUAUCGUGAGCCGUGUUGAUCUCGAGGUUUCCAACUAUCUCUGGUGGUCCACAUUCCAAAUGGAGCCAUUCAACUAUAGAUCUUUCGAUGAAUUUUUCGCCUCGUACAGGGACUCUGCCGAGAGUGCCAUCUUGGUGGGAGCUAUCACCCCUUAUCAAGCCUUCUUCAUUCUGCAUCAGCAUCUCAUGAACCUGGAAGAGGUCUUUGAGCCACCGUACUCUGAGUACAGUGACACAAUCCAUAGCUUCGGUAUGGCUGAUGAAUGUCCUAAAAACAUGACCGAGGAAACAUUCAGGAUGUUCUGCGAACAUGUUGAAGAGCUAACCAGGAGCGCUGAUCACACUUGGCAAUACAUGGGCAAAAAACGAAGGCUGGUAUAG